CAUCGAGAAGGGGCGGGGUAUCUUCUUUCUCUAUCCAUCAAGCAACAAAUUCAAACCUACAAUGGUCAACUUGUCGCAACAGAAGCGUCUCGCAGCCGCCGUCUCUGGCGUGGGAAAGAGGAAGAUCUGGCUUGACCCCCAGGAAGCCGCCGAAAUUGGACAGGCCAACUCUCGAUCCGGAGUCAGGAAGCUUCUCAAAGAUGGUCACAUCAUCAUCAAACCCACUGUCAUCCACUCUCGAGCCCGUACAAGGGAUCUCCACGCCGCCAAGCGUGCCGGUCGACACACUGGUUACGGUAAACGAAAGGGUACUGCCGAGGCUCGUAUGCCCACAAAGGUGCAAUGGUUGAGACGAAUGAGGGUUCUGAGGAGACUCUUGAAGAAGUACAGGGAGGGAGGAAAGAUCGACAAGCAUCUCUACCACACUCUCUACCUCGAAGCCAAGGGUAACCGAUUCAAGAACAAGCGAGUUCUCAUGGAGCACAUUCACCGAGCCAAGGCUGAGAAACUCCGAACCAAGCACAUCCAGGAACAAAUGGAGGCUCGUCGUGUCAAGAACAAGGCCAUGCGAGAACGCAAGGCCCAGCGAUUGGCAGAGAAGCGACAGGGCUUGUUCGAGGUCGAGCGCGAGGAAGAGGUCAAGGAGUAGACCGCUUGUAUUUAUGCGAGGUUGCAUGGUCUUUGGAUC
Molecule: messenger RNA, 688 nt
Organism: Kockovaella imperatae
Lineage: Eukaryota; Fungi; Basidiomycota; Tremellomycetes; Tremellales; Cuniculitremaceae
Product: putative 60S ribosomal protein L19
Exons: 4
Coding region: 62-649 (195 amino acids)
Biological process (GO): translation
Cellular component (GO): cytosolic large ribosomal subunit; ribosome
Molecular function (GO): RNA binding; structural constituent of ribosome
Source: RefSeq, a predicted model, not a curated record